AGCUGUUCGGCACACAUCCAGCGCACACACGACCCCAAAACAAAACCUUCCGCAAAUUUUACACAAUGCCGAAAAAUUACGAAGCCGAAAAGAACAACCCUUGUUUGAAGGAGCAGGAACUGUCCUACAAAUGUCUCAGCAAGAACAACUUCGACCACGGCAAGUGUGAGCUGUAUUAUGCAAACUACAACAAUUGCAAGGAGUUUUGGAACAAAGUGCGAGCGGAUCGACGCGCGAACGGUAUCUUCCCUUACCUACCAGAUGUUGCCGACCGGGAAAGUAUCAAAGCCGAGUAUAUGAAGACGAAACCGACGUGAAGCACAGCACAGGACGGACGUGGGAGACACGAGCCCACCGUUAGCAAUCAGGGGUUUUCGUUAAUUUGUAGAUAAUGCAGUGAAAUAAAAGGGUUCGCACGGGGAUGUAAACAGUCUCGCGACGAGCACAGCACAGCGUA
Molecule: messenger RNA, 457 nt
Organism: Anopheles merus
Lineage: Eukaryota; Metazoa; Arthropoda; Insecta; Diptera; Culicidae
Product: coiled-coil-helix-coiled-coil-helix domain-containing protein 7
Exons: 3
Coding region: 66-317 (83 amino acids)
Source: RefSeq, a predicted model, not a curated record